AGGCGCUCGGGUCGAACAUGUUUUUGUUUGAUAUUUUUUAUUUUAUUAUUAUUACAAUUUUUGCAUUUCGUAUUUUUAACUGAUCGAUGUAAUAAGCGAUAUACGUCAUCGAUCAAAAUUUCAGAAUCGCUAUGGAACUUCUGCUAGUAAGUGAUCGAUUUUAAAUCAAUACUGUUUUGUAUAAAAGGCUGGUCCAGCGACUGAACAUUAGGAAUACGCGGCAAAGAUACUGAGGGAAGCGUUAUAUGUAUUAAAAUUAUAUUACUGGUGCGCGAUUUACCUGAGACAAAGUUUACAAACUUUUAGAACUUUGGUCCACUUUUGCAAGUUUUGGAAUCAUCAUGUCAGGAGGUGCAAAGAAUGCGAGGCCCUCAAGUGCCUCGUCCAGGGAAGCUUGGGGUGAUUAUGGGGGUCAUGCCAGGCCAGACAGUCAGUUUGAUUUUGGCCAAGAAGGUAUAAGGAAUGAUCCAGACUUGGCACCGGCUGCUAUGGAAGAUGACGCUGCGUACAUAAGCAAUGACAAGCCCAAUGGAAAAGGUUCUACUGUUGCCACUACAGGAUCCAAGAGAAACCCCAACCAGUCAUGCUUCGGAAAGUUUGGAAGCGGAAUAAGAUCCCUGUGGGCCACCCGCCAGACAGAGGAUGUUACUGGGGACCGAGAGCUGCAUGUGAAAACCACCCUGAGGGAGCUGAUUAUCUAUCUGGCCUUCCUUAUCAUCCUCUGUAUUGUGACCUUCGGCAUGACUGGGACCUCCAUGUACUACUACACAAAGGUGAUGUCGGACCUUUUCCUGGAUUCCCCCUGGACAUCUGGAGGCAGCUUCCGUACAAUCACAAGCGUGGAGGACUUCUGGAAGUUUGCCAAAGAGCCAUUGCUGGACGGCCUAUACUGGGAGUCGUGGUACAAUAACCAGACGGUCCCAGAUGAACAACUCGGCUACAUCUACUACGAGAACAAGCUGCUCGGCGUCCCUCGGAUUCGACAACUGCAGGUCCACAGCAACUCAUGUGUCGUCCAUGCUGACUUCAAGGACGUGAUUCGCGAGUGUUAUGAAUCCUACUCGGAGAGUGUUGAAAACAAGGAGGCGUUUGGUAAAAAGGACAACUACACUGCCUGGUACUAUCGUUCUGAAGAUGAACUAGGUGGUUCAAGCUACAUGGGUCAGAUAACCACCUACAGUGGGGCAGGGUAUGUUCAAGAUCUGAAACGGUAUAAGAAUGAGUCAGAGGAGAUUAUAAACUAUCUGUUCAACGAGCGAUGGAUCAGAAGGGGCACUCGUGCUCUCUUCAUUGACUUCACUGUGUACAACGCCAACAUCAACCUCUUCUGUGUUGUCCAGCUGACAGUUGAGUUCCCCGCUACUGGUGGUGCUAUCCCCCACUACCAACUGAGAACGGUGAAGCUCAUCCGUUACGUGACUGUGUACGACUACUUCAUCAUGGCCUGCGAGUUCAUCAUCUGCCUCUUCAUCCUCUACUACAUGGUAGAAGAAGCCAUUGAGAUCAAGAAGCACAAGUGCUCGUACUUCAAGAGUGUAUGGAACAUCCUCGACAUCCUGGUGAUUGUGAUCGUGCUGCUGUGUGUGGGCUUCAAUGUGUACCGCACCAUCAAGGUGGACGAGCUCCUAAAGGACCUGCUGGGCAAGCCGGACCAGUAUGCCGACUUUGUGUUCCUCUCCUUUGGACAGGUGCAGUUUGACAAUGCCAUAGCGGUUGCUGUGUUCCUGGCCUGGAUCAAGAUCUUCAAGUACAUCAGCUUCAACAAGACCAUGACCCAGCUCUCCUCCACCUUGGGCAAGUGUGCCAAGGACCUGGCAGGCUUUGCUGUGAUGUUCUUCAUCAUCUUCCUGGCCUUCACCCAGCUUGGCUACCUGCUGUUUGGCACGCAGGUCAAGGACUUCUCCAACUUCAAGCAGUCCUUUUUCACGCUGUUCCGAAUCAUCCUCGGUGACUUCAAUUUUGACCAGCUGGAGGCAGCCAACCGCGUGCUGGGCCCUAUCUUCUUCAUACUGUUUGUGUUCUUCGUCUUCUUCGUGCUCAUCAACAUGUUCCUGGCCAUUAUCAACGACACCUACUCCGAGGUGAAGGGAGAUAUGGCCAACCAGAAGAAUGAGUUCGAGAUAACAGACUACUUCAAGCGCGGCUAUGAUAAGAUGCUGAGCAAGCUGAACUUCAAGCAUGACAAGAUAGUGGACAUCCAGAAGGCGCUCCAGACUGCAGACAUCAACAAUGACAAGCAGGUGGACUUUGAUGAGUGGCGGCAGGACCUCAAGACUCGUGGCUAUGCUGAUGGAGAGAUCGAGGCUCUGUUUGCCAAGUAUGACAUCGACGGUGACCGCGUACUGGACGAAGAUGAGCAACGUAAGAUGCUGUCAGACCUCAACGAUCAAAAGGCUGCCCUGAACAAGGAGUAUGAUGACCUGGACAAGAUGCAGAGACCAGAGAGUGGUGCCCGCCGCUCUACCAGUCGAGUGAGCUUCAAUGACGACAGCGGAGAGGACAGCGAUGAUGAAGACAGCCACACCAAGUCCUCCAGAUCAGGUAAGAAGGGCCCAGCACAAGGAGUCCAGUACGAAGAAUUCACAGUGCUCUCUCGCAGAGUGGACAGAAUGGAACAUUCUAUUGGCAGCAUAGUGUCCAAAAUAGACGCAGUGCUCGUCAAACUGGAAGCGAUGGAGAAAGCAAAAUUAAAACGCAGAGAAACAAUGGGUAAAAUCCUGGACAGUAUCACAGAGUCCGAUGGAACAAGCGAUGAGGUUAAACGUGAACAAAUGGAGCGGUUGGUCCGCGAGGAGUUGGAACGUUGGGAUUCUGAGUCCUCUAUAACCCCCCAGCCCAGUGGUCGUGGGGCGUCCCCAAGCAGCAGUGGGAGGGGUGGGGGAGCCAGGUCCCGUGCAGGGGCCAAUGCGCCUAUCAGUGAAAAGCUUCCAGAAAAACUUGUUGAAGCACCAGAACGUUUGAUAGAAGUGAGAGAGCCGAAUGAGAAGAGCUCAGUGCUAGAGCUGUCAAAGGUUGCUUCCUUUAGUAACAUGCAUUCUUCUGAAUCUGGUUUUAAGGAUAUUUUUGACAGUGGAGUUUUCACCAGCCAUUGCUAAAACAAGAAGGAAAAACAACUCACUUUAAGACACCAAAAUAAAGCGCAAACUGUUUGAACUAUCACAAAAACUUUGUACAGACUCUUCAACAAAUACCUUCAUUAACUUAUCCAACAAACUUUUACUUUGAAAUAUAAACCAAAGGAUCAUAGGAAAUCUUCACUGUCAUGCGGCUGAUUUGAACGAUGGACCGGCUACGUGAACAUUCCUUGAUGAGAACGUUUUUGUGUUGUGUUUUUUUUCUUUCCUUUAUAGAAUUGUAAUUUUACCCAGCAACACUUUAAUCUGUUUGAGUUAAGUCAGGAUAUUUCAGAUGUAUUGUGAAUACAUGUGAUUUUUAAAUGUAAACUAAUUUGUAAUUGCAAUUAAUCUUAAUAUUAUUAUUUUCCGAUUAUAACCAUUAUUUGUGGUUUGAAUUUGAGAUUUUCAAUAUUAAUUGAGAAUCAAUGGCAAACCAUUCGAACAAAAAGUUAACCAAUAAUAAGUACAAUUAUGUAAUAAAUUGAAUUUUACCUACCAUUAUAUGAAAACUAAUUUUUCUACAGGAUAUUUAUGAUUAAAAACUUUCAUGUUAAUAGGUUUUAUAAUCAAGAACAGAAAGAAAUUUUAAAAAGUCUAGCAAGUUUGCACAUUAUGUAAAGUUUCUUUUUUCUUUUUGAUAGUUGAUGUGUUUUAACAUGAGUCUAGUAGCUGAAUAUUCUGUUGCUGGGUAACUACUGUAGAUGUCCCAAUGUUGUGCUAGUCAAGCCUUUUGUGAUUGUGAUAUAUAACCCUGUCCCUGCAAGUGCAUCUCGAACACUUGACCUGCUGAUUGCAAACGCUGGUACAGAGUUUUCUUGAGGUCAAACUACCCAAAUUCAAACUGUUUUGUGUAAUAUCUAAAUCCCUUUUUGUUUCGAGAAACUUGAAAAAAAUAUUGAAAAAGUGAUUAUUAUAGGUAUUCAAGGCAAAACAUAGAACAAGAUCGAUGAAUAUUAAAAACAUUCAAGAUAAAAGUCAUGCAUAAAAAGAUCAAGUCACCGCAACUGCAAACUGAUAAUUACUAUUACAAAUUUCAAAAUUAUAAUAUCUUGAUCAGACCACAAGUUUUGGAACUGAUGACCUGACCAUUGUGGUUCACAUCUGUGAUGAAAACUGCUUUCUGCAGGUCAAGAACAAAUAACACAAUAGUUGCUGUUCUCAUGUUUCCGUCCAUAUUUUAGUAUUGUUAUUGUUUGUUAAUGUUUUAUUAUUGAAAUCUUAAUUUAGUGCUGUAUUUUACUGAAUUUUGUGACCAAAGCAUGACAACCCGUCCAUACGUUACUUUUAUGUUACUAUAUUUGUUCCUACAUUGUUUUAAUAUUUUAUUUUAUGCUGUUUAUUUGACUACAUUUGUAAAAAUGCCAGGUACUUAACAGAUGUAUAUAUUUUUAUUAAAGACAAUAUCAGGUUACCGUCCAAAGAUGUUUAUAUUUUUAAAAUUUUUAAUUAUAUGUACACUUUUUAUUGUAUUAAUGGUAGAAUUUCAGUUGUGGACAGGAUUAUUUAUGACAUUUUUGUCUUGCUUUUUCUUCUAUUUAGAAAAAAAGAACAAAAACUGAACUUAGUAUAAAAUGUAAAAAUCAUUAACAAAUAUAACUUUACACAUAUUAAUAUCUAUUUUCACCAGCUGUUAACAAACAACUCCUAAUAUUGGGAAGCUGAAUACAUGUUCAUAAAUUAAUAACUUUCAGAUUUUAUUUGAAUUUAUGGUGUUAACCAAGGAAGGCAUGUUUUAAGUUGAUGAUUACCACUCACAAGACACAUUUUACCAUGCCUUCCAAAGCCUUAUCACUAAUAUUGUACCAGGGUGUUGUUAUGGAAAAAAACAUAAGCAGAACUGUUUUAAAGUGGUUUUCUGUUAAGAUUUUAAACUAAUAAAACAUCUGAAUGGAAAGUAGAAUAAUGAUUUUAAAGAGUACAGAGCAUUUGACUCCAAACACAGUUUUGCAAAGAAAAAAUAUCAAGUAUGUAUGUAAAAUGUGAUAAAAUUGCCUUUUGUCAGACCAUUUAAAUCAGUAAAAACUGUAUAAUUUAAGAAAUAACAUCAAAAUGUCUACAUAUCACAUUUACUUGAAUUGAAGCCAACAAUUUUUGGUCUUUGACUACAAAUUUCCAACUUCUCUAUUCAUCCAGAGUUGGCAAGCCACUCACAAACAUAUACAUGUAUUCUGUUAACAUUUUAUGAUAGAAUUUGCAUGCUGUUAAUAACUUUGUAUACUGCUGAUGUAUAUUUUACUAAUGUUUCCGAACAAAUGUAUAUUUUACGUAUGUUACAUAGUUUUUGCUCUUUUUAUAAUAGAAAUGUUAUACAUAUUUUUACUUGCAAAGAGAUUGUUUAUAUCAGUUGGACUGUGAAAUGUGAUUGUGUUUUCAACUGCUUAGUUAUACGUGCAAGUUUUUCACUAGAUAUUUAAAAGCAGUUCUAAAUGACAAAUCUACUGUAAAAUGUUGGUAGUUCAAUGUUUGGUGGUGCACCAAAGAAGUUGACUUACGUGGUUAAUGAAUAUUUAAGCAUGUUAUUUUUGGACUCAAUACACAUGUAUGUACUUCUUUUCGUGAAAACAUCAUACUUUAUUUGAUUUUGAACGAUAAAUUGUGAAAACAUUAUGAUGAAUAAACAAUUUCUUGCAAACUUAAAUAAAAGCUUUAGAAUCACA
Dreissena polymorpha is the source of this 5773-nucleotide messenger RNA. RefSeq names its product polycystin-2-like. The coding region runs from base 342 to 3095 and encodes 917 amino acids. The transcript has 16 exons. Gene Ontology annotation, molecular function: calcium ion binding; calcium channel activity. Gene Ontology annotation, biological process: detection of mechanical stimulus. Gene Ontology annotation, cellular component: membrane. NCBI's taxonomy places the organism in Eukaryota, Metazoa, Mollusca, Bivalvia, Myida, Dreissenidae. The record is from RefSeq and is a predicted model, not a curated record.